CUCCCCAUCCCCCCCAGUCCCAGACUAGUGGGUAGAUUAUUCUCCUCAGGCUCGGGCCAGCAUCCUGGUCAGCCGUGCCAGAGCUCUUGUCUCAAAAAUACUUUGCAAGUGAUCUGGCAUCUACCUUGUCUAUGAAUCAAGAGGCACAGAAAUUCCUCCCCCUCCCCAGUGGAUCCAGUCUGGAAAAACAGCUCAUCCAGCUCCCUGGCCUUUCCUGGGAUGGGGGUGGGGUGGGGUAGGGGAAAGACUGGUGCCGUGCCUGCCCUUCCUGCUCUCCCUCCCCACCCUGUCUUCUCCCUCUUCCACUCCCUCCUUUUCUACUUCCCUCUUCCUGGGAAAGAGGCUCUCUGGAACACCCCCUUCUCUCCCAGCUCCCAUGGUCUACCUUCCCCGCGCCAGAGUGAUCCAGCUUGCCUUCAGGCUCCUCCAGCCAGCCACCAUGGCAUCCCGCAUCGGCCUUCGGAUGCAGCUCAUGAGGGAGCAGGCCCAACAGGAGGAACAGCGGGAGCGGAUGCAGCAGCAGGCUGUGAUGCACUACAUGCAGCAGCAGCAGCAGCAACAACAGCAGCAGCUACCAGGGCCUCCCACCCCGGCCAUCAAUACACCAGUUCACUUCCAGCCCCCACCUCCUGUGCCAGGAGAAAUCCUGAAGGUGCAGUCGUACCUGGAGAAUCCCACCUCCUACCAUCUGCAGCAGUCCCGAGACCAGAAGGUGCGGGAGUAUUUGUCGGAGACCUAUGGGAACAAGUUUGCUGCUCACAUCAGCCCUGCCCAGAGCUCCCCAAAGCCACCCCCAGCUGCUUCUCCCGGGGUCCGGGCCAGCCAUGUGCUCUCUUCCUCUGCAGGCAACAGUGCCCCCAACAGCCCUAUGGCCAUGCUUAAUAUUGGCUCGAAUCCAGAGCGGGAGCUCGAUGACGUUAUUGACAACAUCAUGCGCCUGGAUGACGUCCUGGGAUACAUCAAUCCAGAGAUUCAGAUGCCCAAUACGCUGCCUUUGUCCAGCAGCCACCUGACAGUAUACAGUGGAGACCCCCAGGUCACAGCCUCCCUCAUAGGUGUCACUAGCAGCUCCUGCCCAGCUGACUUGGCCCAGAAGAGAGAGCUCACAGAUGCUGAGAGCAGGGCCUUGGCCAAGGAACGUCAGAAGAAAGACAAUCACAACCUUAUCGAAAGAAGACGAAGAUUCAACAUCAACGACCGAAUCAAAGAGCUGGGCAUGCUGAUUCCCAAGGCCAAUGACCUGGAUGUGCGCUGGAACAAGGGAACCAUCCUGAAGGCCUCGGUGGAUUAUAUUCGUCGGAUGCAGAAGGAUCUGCAGAAAUCCAGGGACCUGGAGAACCAUUCUCGGCGCCUGGAGAUGACAAACAAGCAGUUGUGGCUUCGCAUCCAGGAGCUAGAGAUGCAGGCCAGAGUCCACGGCUUACCCACAGCUUCUCCCUCUGGAGUUAACAUGGCCGAAUUGGCCCAGCAGGUGGUGAAACAAGAGCUCCCCAGUGAGGAGGGUUUGGGGGAGCCCUUGCUCCCCACAGCUGAGCUCCCCGACCAAGAGCCCUCCCUGACCCUGCCUCCUCAGCCGCCACCCCCACCGCCACCCCCACCCCUGCCACCGCCGCAGUCUCCGUACCAACUGGACUUCAGCCACAACAUGAGUUUUGGUGGGGGCGAGGGGCCCCAGGGUUUCCCUGACUCCCUGGGGCCCGAGCAUGGCUCCCUCUUCCCCUCCUUGUCCAAGAAGGAGCUGGACCAUCUGAUGCUUCUGGACGACACCAUGUUGCCCCUGGCCUCUGAUCCCCUCUUCUCUACCAUGUCACCCGAGGCCUCCAAGGCCAGCAGCCGGCGAAGCAGUUUCAGCAUGGAGGAAGGGGACAUGCUGUGACCCCAGCCACCCCCUCCCACCCCCCAGAGCUGGGGAGGAGGGACAAGCCCCGGGGGUUGGGAGUUGGGGAUGCGUGAUGGGCCGUCAUCCCUUCCUCUCACCUCCCUCCAAUCUGCACUCGUGUGUGAUUAGCGACCUGUGUGGACACUGGCUCCCCCACUCCCGCCUCUCUCACUCUUCCUAACCCUGCUCCCACCUCUAGGCCUCCCAGCCCAGCCAGGACCCUGACAUGCAGGACGUGCUUCAAGGGACUGGGAGCUGGAGCUCUCAUAGGGUGCCAGAGGUCUCCUGGGGAGCCAGCCUUGCUCAGCCCGGGCCUUGGGCCCCUGGGGACCCCAUAGUUCCCCACAGCCCUCCUCCCUGCUCUCUCUCUGGGGACAGGGUGGGCAGCAGUGGACAGAGAGGCCAGAAGGGCUAGCUCUUGGACCGGGUCUAGUGUGGGAGAAGAGGCCCAGAUUAUGCCAGGGGGCAGCAGACCAAGCGUCCUGGAGGGGCUUCUCGAUCCUACCCCAGCCCUUUCCCCCUAGCCUACCGUAGGGGGAGCGAGCCUAUAGAGAGGGACAAGAGCAGAAGCAUCUUCCAGGAGGGUCUGGGUUAGGGUGUCCCUGUUCCCCACCCUUAGUCCCACCAGCAAUGUCCUGGUUCCACGGAGAUCAGUGUCUUGGGACCCCAGUAGAGAGGGCCAGGAGCCCAGAGCUCCCCUCCCCUCUCGAUACAGACCUGGAGUGGCCUCCACUUUGGUGCUAACUGCCCCCUUUCCCGGGACCCUGCAAGGGCGGGGCCACACCGGACGCCGGUGGCUGCACCUUUGCAGGGGCCGCUCCUUCACUGGGGCUGGUGCCAGGGCAGGGGGUGGGGAUGGGUCGAGGGCGCGCUGCCAGGGAGGGCAGCCAGACUCUGGCCUCCCCCGCCUUGUGCCUUAGUAAACACUUUGCUUUGUA
Molecule: messenger RNA, 2817 nt
Organism: Monodelphis domestica (gray short-tailed opossum)
Lineage: Eukaryota; Metazoa; Chordata; Mammalia; Didelphimorphia; Didelphidae
Gene: TFEB
Product: transcription factor EB
Biological process (GO): regulation of transcription by RNA polymerase II; humoral immune response; positive regulation of DNA-templated transcription
Cellular component (GO): nucleus
Molecular function (GO): DNA-binding transcription factor activity, RNA polymerase II-specific; RNA polymerase II cis-regulatory region sequence-specific DNA binding; protein dimerization activity
Source: RefSeq, a predicted model, not a curated record